AUGUGCUUCUUCGCUAUCGUCCUUGUCUGUGGGUCCCAACCAGUGAACGAUGAACGUGGACCAGCCCUCUUUUUCUGCUUUUUAGGGAUUCUUGAGUCCCUGCUCUACGUCGUCGUCUCUGUGGGUCUUCUGGUCUCUGCAAUUCUUCUAUGGGUGUUUUGUGCCGCCCAUUGGGCUAAUAUGAAUCCGGCAUGGGCUACAAUGCCGGCUUUGGCUACGGCCGCCCUUUUUCUGUGCUCCGGGCUCUAUUUCGUCGAAAUUUGUGUUCUAAUCAAUGAUGCCCGGCGAUGCAGUUGGCGGCCACCUCAACCCACGAAUUCUGUGCUUCCGCAUUGA
Molecule: messenger RNA, 336 nt
Organism: Caenorhabditis briggsae
Lineage: Eukaryota; Metazoa; Nematoda; Chromadorea; Rhabditida; Rhabditidae
Exons: 3
Coding region: 1-336 (111 amino acids)
Source: RefSeq, a predicted model, not a curated record